Messenger RNA from Aureobasidium melanogenum CBS 110374, 2790 nucleotides. RefSeq lists its product as uncharacterized. The transcript has 2 exons. Gene Ontology annotation, cellular component: catalytic step 2 spliceosome; U4/U6 x U5 tri-snRNP complex. Gene Ontology annotation, molecular function: protein binding. Lineage: Eukaryota; Fungi; Ascomycota; Dothideomycetes; Dothideales; Saccotheciaceae. The coding region runs from base 1 to 2790 and encodes 929 amino acids. Gene Ontology annotation, biological process: spliceosomal tri-snRNP complex assembly; mRNA splicing, via spliceosome. The record is from RefSeq and is a predicted model, not a curated record.
AUGUCCGGUCGCAAAGAUUUCCUGAGCCAACCGGCGCCCGAAAACUAUGUGGCCGGCUUGGGUAGAGGUGCGACAGGAUUCACAACCCGCUCAGAUCUUGGUCCCGCGCGUGAGGGACCUAGCGAGGAGCAGAUCAAAGAGGCACUUGCCAAACGUGCCGCCCAGCUUGGAAAUGCUCCGCCGACAGCAUACGGUGUUCCCGGGAAGAAAGAGGACGACGAUGACGAUGACGAACGCUUUCAGGACCCCGAGAACGAGACUGGCCUGUUUGCCAGCGGAAACUACGAUCGCGAGGAUGAUGAGGCCGACAAAAUUUACGCCGAGGUUGACGCAAAGAUGGACAAGAGAAGGAGAGCUAGGCGCGAGGAACGCGAACGAAAAGAAAGAGAAGAAUACGAGCGCAACAACCCCAAAAUUCAGCAGCAGUUUGCCGAUUUGAAGAGAGAGCUUGGAGGUCUCACAGAUGAAGACUGGCAAAAUAUUCCUGAAGUCGGAGACUUGACAGGCAAAAACCGCAGAGCAAAGGCCAACUUGCGCGAGAGGUUCUACGCAGUCCCGGACAGCGUUCUGGCUGGUGCAAGAGACUCGACACAAUUCGACACGACAGUCAAUGAUGAUGGAGCCCAACCUAGUGCUGCCGCAGACAACCUGGAAGGUGCCAUGACCAAUUUCGCCAACAUUGGAGCUGCAAGAGACAAAGUGUUGCAAGUCCGUCUGGAUCAAGCUGCGCAAGGUGAUGUCGCUUCUGGAACUGCCACGAGUAUCGAUCCAAAAGGCUAUCUGACCUCUCUAACAAAGUCCGAAGUCAAAGCUAGCGAAAUUCCUGUCGCCGAUGUUGCAAGAGCGCGCGAGCUGCUCAGAUCAGUCAUCAAUACUAACAAGAAGCACGGCCCGGGAUGGAUUGCUGCAGCUCGUCUGGAGGAGUUUGCUGGAAAGAUUGUAGCUGCACGAAACCUUCUAACUCAGGCAGUAGAGUUCUGUCCAAAAUCGGAAGAUGUCUGGUUAGAAUCCAUGCGCCUCAAUGAAAAUCACAACGCCAAAAUCAUCGCCAAGGAAGCCCUCAAGCACAACGAUCGCUCAGUGCGCCUCUGGGUGGAAGCAAUGAAGCUGGAGACCAUCACGUCAAACAAAAAGCGAGUCCUUAGACAAGCUCUGGAUCAUGUCCCACAGUCUGUCGCAAUCUGGAAGGAGGCCGUGAACCUCGAGGAGGACCCAAGUGAUGCUAAACUUCUGCUCGCCAAAGCUACUGAAUUGAUUCCGCUAUCUGUGGACUUGUGGCUAGCGCUUGCUCGAUUAGAAACUCCUGAGAACGCACAGGUUGUUUUGAACAAAGCAAGAAAGGCCAUUCCGACUUCUUGGGAGAUUUGGGUGGCUGCCGCACGACUUCAAGAACAGAUCGGCGCCGAACAGAUGGUUGGAAAGAUUAUGGAUCGUGCUGUAAAAUCUUUGGCAAAGGAGUCAGCCAUGCUAGAGCGUGAACGCUGGAUCGAAGUAGCCGAAAACUGCGAGGAAGAAGGCGCGAACCUUACCUGCAAAGCUAUCGUCGAACAUACUCUUGGUUGGGGACUGGAUGAGGAUGAUGACCGUAAGAAGAUCUGGAUGGACGACGCGAAAUCGUCCAUGGUCAGAGGCCACUACCAAACAGCUCGCUCUAUCUAUGCCUAUGCGAUCCGUGUUUUCCCGAACAGCAGUAUCAUCUGGCUGGCCGCAGCCGAUAUGGAACGCAAUCAUGGCACGAAAGAGUCGCUUGUCUCCUUGCUGGAGAAGGCUGUCGAAGCCGUACCUACCAAUGAGGUGCUCUGGAUGCAGCUCGCCAGAGAGAGGUGGAAUGCAGGAGAUAUCGAUGAGGCUCGUAGAGUCUUGGGUAAAGCCUUCCAACAACAACCUGGAAACGAGGAUAUCUGGCUGGCGGCCGUCAAGCUUGAAGCAGACAAUGGAGAAGUCGAUCAAGCGCGCGAGCUUCUCAAGACGGCACGUCAAGAGGCAGGUACUGACAGAGUCUGGAUCAAAAGUGUUGCUUUUGAAAGGCAGCAAGGCAAUAGAGAGGCUGCUCUCGACCUCGUGAAUCAAGGUCUACAACUCUAUCCUAAAGCUGCCAAGCUCUGGAUGCAAAAAGGGCAGAUCUAUGAUAGUAAAGGUAUGCUUCCGCAAGCACGUGAGGCCUUCAAUACAGGAACGAGGGCGUGUCCACAGAGCGUACCACUGUGGCUCCUUGCAGCUCGUACAGACGAAAAGGCAGGUAUCAUCGUCAAAGCACGCAGUAUUCUUGAUCGAGCCCGUCUCGCAGUACCAAAGAACCCUGAACUCUGGGUCGAAUCGGUACGACUUGAGAGACGUGCAGGAAACAACGCUGCAGCCAGCCAGAAAAUGGCACAAGCACUACAAGAAUGCCCUACUAGUGGUUUAUUGUGGAGUGAGAGAAUCUGGCAUCUUGAGGCCCGCACUCAACGCAAGCCUCGAACACUGGAGGCCAUCAAGAAGAACGACAGCGAUCCUAUCUUGUAUGUCACAGCUGCACGCGUGUUCUGGGGCGAGCGCAGAUUAGACAAGGCAGUGACCUGGUUCGAGAAGGCAAUUGUCCUGGACCCCGACAUCGGUGACUCGUGGGCAUGGUACCUGAAAUUCUUGAGACAACAUGGUACGGAAGAGAAGCAAGAGGAGACGAUUAAUAAGUGCGUGCUCAGCGAGCCCAAGCACGGAGAGGUGUGGCAGAGCAUUGCAAAGGCUCCCGAGAAUGCCAAGUUGGGUAUCGAAGAGAUCCUCAAGCUCGUUGCCACUAAGCUAGAGUAG